AGGCUGCAUCCCGUUUAAGUCAAUAUUUUUUCCUUAACGAGGGGCAACAAUAUCAGACUCAUUUCGAGUCAUCCCACCAACCAAUUCCCCCCCAAGUAGCCAUGCCGUCGUCCGUAAUUGAUGCGUCGAACUUCGACUCUAUCCCGGAUACCAUCAGGGCCUUCGGAAAUGGCGAAUUCGUCGUCGUGCUUGACGACCCAGGCCGAGAGAACGAGGGCGACAUCAUCAUCGCCGCCGAGGACGUCACCACGGAGCAGAUGGCCUUUAUGAUCCGGCACAGCUCCGGGCUGAUCUGCGUGGCGCUGGACCCCCAGCGCAUUGACGAGCUCGAGCUGCCCCAGAUGGUCCUGCACAACCAGGACCCGCGCGUGACCGCCUACACCGUCUCUGUCGACGCCGCGGACGAGGUCAUCACCACGGGCAUCAGCGCCCACGACCGCGCCCUGACCUGCCGCGUCCUGGCGGCCGCGAACCCCCGGCCCGAGUCUCUCCGGCGGCCGGGCCACGUCCUCCCGCUGCGCGCCCGGCCCGGCGGAGUCAGGGUGCGGAGGGGCCACACCGAGGCCGGCGUCGACCUCUGCCGCCUGUCCGGUAAGAGGCCCGCCGCGGCGAUCUGCGAGCUGGUGGAGGACGGCGAGGAGGUGCCCGGGCGGGCCGUGAGGGCAGAGCCCGGCAUGCUCAGGGGCGAGGGCUGCCUUGCAUUUGCGCGCAAGUGGGGCCUGAAGGUCUGCACCAUCGCCGACCUGGCCGCCUACUUGGAGAGCACGGAGGGGAAGCUCGAUGUGAACGGCUCGGGUCUGGGCCGGUGAAUUAAGACUUCUGAGGCCGGGGUGCUGCCGCUCGGUAUCGGGGUUUCUUUUUUUGUCGCUGAUGUGUUUAGGGCGUCAUUUAACGUGGCAGGAUUGGAUUUUUGCAUGCAGUUUGAUAGAUUCGUCUUGAGGACCAAAUCCGGAGAACGAGCCGUCGAUGCUUUACUGGCCAUGCU
Messenger RNA from Phialemonium atrogriseum, 985 nucleotides. RefSeq names its product putative dihydroxy-2-butanone 4-phosphate synthase. Gene Ontology annotation, molecular function: 3,4-dihydroxy-2-butanone-4-phosphate synthase activity. Gene Ontology annotation, cellular component: cytosol. Bases 102 to 809 code for a protein of 235 amino acids. The record is from RefSeq and is a predicted model, not a curated record. The transcript has 2 exons. NCBI's taxonomy places the organism in Eukaryota, Fungi, Ascomycota, Sordariomycetes, Cephalothecales, Cephalothecaceae. Gene Ontology annotation, biological process: riboflavin biosynthetic process.